AUGCGUCGAUCGUUAGCACAGCCCCAAAUCGUCCCGCCGGCACACCACACAACUGUGCCGCAGAGACCCCAGGCGUCGCCCUUCGGAAACGGCUUGAUGGAGCUGGGCCAGUUAUUGAUCCACAACGAAAAUAUCCGCAUGGGAUGCGUCGAGAUGAUUCUGGAGGACAUGAUAAGCACUGUAAUUCAAGUGGCGAACGUGUCGCCAACGAGGCCCGGGUCGCUAGAAACCCAUCCAUGGAUCAUCAAUCCCCACUGCAUCAUGCAUAAGAUCAGCGAGCGAAGCGAAGGUCCUGAGGUUAAUGGAAUGGUUCCUCCAAUAGGUGGAGGGGGAAUUAGUACUGGCAGCAACGUACGAUCUUCUUUUGCAUGGUUGCAUUCGAUGCACAAAGGGGCAAGUAUCCUCCGAAACGAAUAUGAAGUGCAUGGAGCUAGUCAGCAUGCACAGUGUGAGGUUGAGCGUGUAGAAUUUAAAGCAUCCAAAUGACCUCUCCUAGACCGAGGGUGUGCUCCACAUCCUUUAC
Messenger RNA from Cantharellus anzutake, 523 nucleotides. RefSeq lists its product as uncharacterized. NCBI's taxonomy places the organism in Eukaryota, Fungi, Basidiomycota, Agaricomycetes, Cantharellales, Hydnaceae. The record is from RefSeq and is a predicted model, not a curated record. The transcript is spliced from 2 exons. Bases 1 to 486 code for a protein of 161 amino acids.